Messenger RNA from Ananas comosus (pineapple), 587 nucleotides. Its product is annotated as protein DSE2. The transcript has a single exon. NCBI's taxonomy places the organism in Eukaryota, Viridiplantae, Streptophyta, Magnoliopsida, Poales, Bromeliaceae. The record is from RefSeq and is a predicted model, not a curated record. The coding region runs from base 155 to 442 and encodes 95 amino acids.
AAUUGACUCCAAAUCUCACUCUCUCUUACUUAUAAAUACCCCUCCAAAUUCUCUCCACCUCUCCUUGUCCCUUUCCAAUUUAAAAGCUCCAAACUUUGAAUCCAAUACCCUCUCUCUUUUACUACACCACCAAACAACUCAACACAACACACACAUGUCAACCUCUUUAUCAAUGGCAACAACGAGCUCUAACUCUAAGUUUAACUCCAAAUACAAAUGCUGGCCCUGGAGCUGCAGUAGACUGGGCUUCUUCUCUUCCUCUUCUUCUUCUUCUUCGUCAUCGUCGUCGUCGUCGUCGUCUUCGUCACGGUGGAAACGACUCAACCUGAGCUUCUCUUUGCGCGACGACGUCUUAUUCCGCGUAGUUUACGUCGCCGAAGCCGUCAUCCUCGUCUUCGCACUCUGCUGCUUCUUCUGCUGCUGCGGAUGUGGCCACAUCUGAUCAAAGUUGGGAUUUUCAUAGAUUUGUAAUAAAAUUUGGAUUUUGUUUUUAUUUUUAUUUUUUGCACUGUUUAUUUUAUUUUGUUUUGUUUACUCUCUCUCUCUAUUAUGUGUAUUGGAACCAAUUAUUAAUUAGUUAGUUCAAU